Molecule: messenger RNA, 1042 nt
Organism: Plodia interpunctella (Indianmeal moth)
Lineage: Eukaryota; Metazoa; Arthropoda; Insecta; Lepidoptera; Pyralidae
Product: calphotin-like
Exons: 2
Coding region: 125-934 (269 amino acids)
Source: RefSeq, a predicted model, not a curated record
ACAUAUUGUGCAUCAUAAACAUAAUCUAUUUACUAUAUUCGGUAUUUUGAUAACAGUGUUCUAUAAAAACCGCACUAAUUUUUGAAGGAGUCACAAUUUUGAUCCGAUUCCAAAUCAUAAAAAAAUGAAAUUCUUCGCUGCUUUCGUCGCCGUGCUCGCCGUGGCCGCGGCUGGCCCAGUGGGCAAGCCCAUCAACUCUGAUGACGCUCAGGUGGCAGCCAUCAUCGCCGCCAUCCAGAGCCCCAACACCGACCCAGCCACCGCCCUCCUACUCGAGCAGCAGCUGAUGGAAAUCAUCGCCGCCUCUAACCCCAUCGCUGUCGGACCCGCCAUCAUUGAGCCGACCCCAAUUGCUGUUGGCCCCGCCAUCAUCGACCAGCCCUCCCCCAUCGCUGUUGGCCCCGCCAUCAUCGACCAGCCCUCCCCCAUCGCUGUAGGUCCCGCCAUCAUCGACCAGCCCUCCCCCAUUGCUGUCGGACCCGCUAUCGUCGACUUCCCCGUCGAGGUGCCUUCCCCCGUGGUUGAGCCCAGCCCCGUCGCCGUAGUCCCCUCCCCCGCUGACGUGCCCGUGUCCAGCAGCGCCCCCCUCGUUCAGAUCAUCCUGAACAUCAACCAGGCACAGUCUGCCCCCGAGGUGAUCCCUCCCGCGGUUGUUGACGUACCCAUCGAGACUCCCGUCGCCGUUGACCCCGUCAUCGUCGUCGACCACGCUCCCAUCGACCCCUCUCCCGUGAUCGUGGCUCCCGAGCCUGCCCCCAUCAACCCCUCCCCCGUGAUCGUGGUGCCCGCUCCCGUUGUGGAUGUUGAGCCCGUCCUCAUUGGAACCCCCGUCCUCCCCGAGCCCGAGGCAGUCAUCAUCCCCGAGCCCGUUGUCAUUGGCACCCCCGUCAUUAUCCCCUCCCCCGUCAUCACCCUCCCCGAGGAGCUCAACUAAGCGUUACUUUGUAACCUCUGGGUAAUCCACGUUUAUAGGAAGUGACUGAGGUGUAUUGUAUACCUAUACUAUAAAAUAUUCCGAUUACACGAGAUACUAUAUUACCUA